CCCUUCUUCCUCUAUAAAGAAUCAUCACUUCCUUCUUCUUCUCAUGGAUCCUUGGGAUAACUACAACAAACCACUAGACCACCACCAACAACAACAACAACACCGUCUCCGUAACCGCCGUGACCACCGUCAUCCUUCUUUCUCCUCCUCUCUCCUCGACCAAAUCUACCGCUCCAUCGACGAUAAUUCCUCUACUAACUCCUCCUCCAUGAGAAAAACCAAACAUCAAAACCGCGACGAGGAGACUCGUGUUUCUGCUAACCGCCGUGACGAUUUUAACAGAUCCAAGAAUCUUAAAAGCAUAGAACCUGUUUUCUUCAAACAUUCGAGCUCUAGCUCCUCUGACUCAAGCGGAUUCUCCUCUUCAGAGUCUGAUUCUUUCUACAGACGAUCUAAAUCCUCGCCGGCGAUUUCUCAUCCUAAACCGAUUCGAACCACCGUCGAGAGAUUCGAACGAUCUCCUCAGAACCACCGACUUAACAGUAAACAAGAACAUGGAAGCUUUCUCAAAACGAAAUCUAAAGCUUUGAAGAUUUAUAGCGAUUUGAAGAAAGUUAAACAACCCAUCUCUCCCGGUGGUCGUCUCGCUACUUUCCUUAACUCCAUUUUCACCGGCGCCGGAAACACUAAAAAGCUUAACAAAAUCAACACCACCGUCACUUCCGCCACCGCCCCCGCCACAGCGUCCUCAACCACCACAUGCUCCUCUGCAUCAUCAUUCUCCAGAUCUUGCUUGAGCAAAACGCCAUCGUCUAGCGAAAAAUCGAAAAGAUCCGUACGGUUUUGUCCCGUUAACGUCAUCUUCGACGAAGACUCCUCCUCCAAGUACGACAACAACAAGAACAAAUUGUACGGAAACAACGAACGUGAAUAUGAAUCCACUCGUCAUCAUCAUCAAAACUUUGAUACUCUAGAGAUCAGAGUCAUGGAAGAGAAUCGUCGUGUAAUCGAAGCAGCUAAAGAACUUCUAAGAACUUAUCAGAAGAAGAAUAAAGACGUCGUCGAAAUCUCCGGUGGUGAAGACGACGACGAUGAUGAUGCGUUGAGUUGCACAAGCUCUGAUUUGUUCGAGUUGGAUAAUUUGUCGGCGAUUGGAAUUGAUAGCUAUAUGUUUCUUCAUAGCAUUACCUACAUACUCUUGGCUAUGGCUCAUCUCGAUCUUCAACUCAAUUCAGGUCGUCAUGACAUGCGUCAAGUACAUUCCACAGAAAGAGCACAGUCGGAUGGAGCAUCGGAAAUAUUCUUCUCGACUUUGUUGGAGGACUUGCUAAUUAUCUACAAAAGGUUAUACAAUGACGGCGACACAAUCGAAAGUUGGGUGAGUAUCCUCACCGAGGAUGGAGGAGGGCCAAGGAGUGGAGGAGAAGAUGUGGUGGAGGAAGUCAUCGUGGUCGAAUGUUGCUAAAUAAUGGAGAUGUGGAGAAGAAGAUGAUGGAGUAAAAGAGAAGAGUUCAU
Arabidopsis arenosa is the source of this 1455-nucleotide messenger RNA. The record is from the annotation of a GenBank genome assembly. NCBI's taxonomy places the organism in Eukaryota, Viridiplantae, Streptophyta, Magnoliopsida, Brassicales, Brassicaceae.